AUGGAAAUAAAUCUCUGUACGAAUUGUUUCUACGGAGUAAAGGGCAAAUUUGAUGAUUUUGAUGGUUGGAUCGGUGUGUUAGGUGUGGAAGACUCUGGAAUGAUAUCGUCAUCUAGUGAGGAGUUGGUAGCUACCUACUCGAGUAGCAUGAAAAGGAUGUCCAAUGAUUUACCGGUAGUCAAGUAG
Messenger RNA from Sclerotinia sclerotiorum 1980 UF-70, 186 nucleotides. RefSeq lists its product with no specific name. The record is from RefSeq and is a predicted model, not a curated record. The transcript is spliced from 2 exons. Lineage: Eukaryota; Fungi; Ascomycota; Leotiomycetes; Helotiales; Sclerotiniaceae. Bases 1 to 186 code for a protein of 61 amino acids.